This is a messenger RNA of Xiphias gladius (swordfish), 5544 nucleotides long. Its product is annotated as transcription factor E2F3-like. The transcript is spliced from 8 exons. The coding region runs from base 280 to 1611 and encodes 443 amino acids. Gene Ontology annotation, cellular component: RNA polymerase II transcription regulator complex. Gene Ontology annotation, molecular function: DNA-binding transcription factor activity, RNA polymerase II-specific; protein dimerization activity; RNA polymerase II cis-regulatory region sequence-specific DNA binding. Gene Ontology annotation, biological process: regulation of transcription by RNA polymerase II. NCBI's taxonomy places the organism in Eukaryota, Metazoa, Chordata, Actinopteri, Istiophoriformes, Xiphiidae. The record is from RefSeq and is a predicted model, not a curated record.
UUCGCGGGAGGGCUCUUGAGCGCGUAAACCGUAUCCCUUCAUUCAUCAGGCCGUUUCCUGAAGCCAUUUCUAGACGGGAGAAACGAGAGUUGCGCUACUUUUUAAUCCGUUGCAUCUGCCUAAAUGCACUUUCAUAAAGAAAAAUACUUUACAAAAGUCGAUGAAUCAGACUCUCAUCUUUACUUCGGUCUGAUUAUUUUUGUAACUAUUGCGGCGGAUUAGCAGCCAUACGGGCUUGAAAGUACAGAGACAAGAAAGGGGUUACCCCGAAAACGCAAGAUGAGAAGAGGGAUCUCCUCGGCUCCGGACAAAGUGAUUUUAGCGGGGGUUGGGGGCUCUCCUCUGGACAAUAAUAUAAUUUUAACAACUCUUGCGGAUCGUUUAAACCCCGGACAAUCCAACGCUACAUAUAUCCAAAUAAUAACCACCUCACCGCCUUGCAACGUAACACAGACAUCAAAUGUGUGUUUAUCCGAGCCUCAGAUAAACAACAUUUACACAACUCCACAACAAGCUGCAGCAAACGGAGCAGGACAACGACCCGCUCUGGGAAGACCGCCGGCAAAAAGGCGAUUGGCGCUCGACGAUUCAGACCAUCAGUACCAGUCAGAACCAGCCAGAACUCCAAGAGGCAGGGGGGGGGCCGCAGCGACCAAUGGGGCACGGCUAAAGACACCUAGAACACCCAAAUCUCCACCAGAGAAGACGCGGUAUGACACCUCCCUGGGCCUGUUAACAAAGAAGUUUGUGGACCUCCUUGCUCAGUCUUCUGAUGGCGUUUUGGACCUCAACCUCGCUGCUGAAACCCUACAGGUACAGAAAAGACGGCUGUAUGAUAUCACCAAUGUACUAGAAGGCAUUCACCUCAUCAAGAAGAAAUCGAAGAACAACAUUCAGUGGAUGGGCUGUAGUCUGUUGGAGGUAGAGGGAGCAUUGAGUCAGAGACAAAGGCUGACAGCGGAAGUUUCUGCACUGGGAGAAGAAGAGCAGAGGCUUGAACAACUUAUUCAGCGAUGCAGCCUGGAUAUGAGACACAUGAGCGAGUUGCCAAGCAACCAGAAAUAUGCCUACGUAACAUACCAAGACAUCAAACAGCUGGGAAACCUCAGAGACCAGACUGUUAUUGUUGUCAAAGCUCCAACAGACACCAAACUAGAAGUACCAGAUCCUGAUGAGAGUUUGUCCAUCCAUCUGACCAGCACCAAAGGUCCUAUAGAAGUCCUCCUGUGCCCAGAUGAGGAGAAUGACCCCAGGAGUCCUGUAAAAAAUGGCAACACAGACAUUAAUGGGAACUCUCCUUUCCUCAAAGUCCUUCAAGAUCCCAGCUGCACGACCACUUCUGCCAGCCCCUCCGUGGCACCACCUUCCUCCUCCACAGCUGUCUCCGUUACCACACUCUCUCCCAUUUCGUCCCCUUACACCAGUCUUCUCCAGCAGACAGAGGACCAGAUCCCUUCAUCUUUGGGGCCUUUCUUAAACCUUGGGCCACCUCUUCUGGACCAAGACGACUAUCUUUUAGGUUUGGGAGAUGACCAGGGAAUCAGCGAUUUGUUUGAAGCCUAUGACUUUGAUAAAAUGCCCUCCUGCCUCGAUGACCUCCUGUGCAGCUAGCAUUAGCUAACAGAAAUUAAGAUUAAGUGCAUGGAAGAGAGAGAUGUAGAAUCAGUGAGGGUUUUGAUGCCUGCGACUGACUGUGUAGUUAGUGGAAGCCAAUUUUAAAUAGGAGAGGAAACACUGAGGGCUUUUUCAGUCCCAUUGGGACUAAAUGCCAUGUUCUUUCAUGGUGUGAGGGAUGAAUGGCCUUUAAUAAUUUCACACAAAGACACGACUGGUCAGUGUGCAGACAUAUCCAUUACUCCUUGUCUCAGGCUAUGUAAGGCCUCCAGUGUAGCUGAGCGUUGGGGGACAUCUGAAAGCCUUUGCUGCCCGUUUGUUUAAACAUAAGCGGUGAUGGGAAGGAUAUCCACCUCUCUGUGUAACGCAAGGUUCACGUCACUGUACAGAGAGCAGCUUGAAAAUCACCCCCACAUCACCUGGCAUUAACACACAUCCUGGGUGACUGGGUUUAGCAAAAGAUUUCAAGCGUAAAUGCACCCGAAGUGCACAAUUUUGAUUACCUGAAACCAUCGGUAGAAUUCUUGAGUAGGGAAGAGGAAAACUGCUCUGUGUGUUCCCAGUGAUGCAUUUUCUAGUCAGUUGUCCAAAUUCAUCAAGCUCAUCCUGAGAUUUAUCCACAAGUUUAAGAUGUGUUAAUGCCAAGUGUUUUGGGGCAGAGGAGAUACUGAAGAAUUCUUAAUGAUUGCAUUCUAUUGCACCGAUGAUCUGUGAUUGAAUGCUCAUACUGCUGACAGAGGCAUUUUUCUGUGUUCAAAUGUAGAGCAUUUUAGAAAUUAAAAUAAAUAUAAAAAGAAAACAGGGCAAGUUUGGUGCACAGCAUCCAUGACUACGGUUGUGAAAUUACGGUAAGGUCAGGCAGGCUGAGGCUUUUGUCACUUAUCAGGUUAUCUAUUGUAUAUCUGGGCUUCUAACUAUAAAAUUACUAAGAGGAUGAGUAUUUUGUACAUUUAAGCACUAUUUAGAUGUAUUGAGACUAUUUUUGGUGUGCCCCUGAGUUAACUUUCAAAUUUAAAGUUAUCUGUAAAAUGACAAUGGAGAAUAAUAGGUGUGUGUACUCUAAAUGCUCUUAAGGAAGACAGGCAUACAGGCGUUUUUAUCUGUUAACUUGCUUGGCCUGCCAACUGCUGAGCCAUUGGGAAACAUCAUAUUUUGUACAGUGCAAUGAAAAAUUUAAAAAUGCUCAACAUGGAGGAAAGUGAUGUCUAACCUUACAUAACCCAGAAAAAGUUUUCUUUGUUGCUGACAGAAAAGCCAUCACCCCUGGGUAAUUGGGGUUAAGCAAAAACACAUGAUGUACUUGUAUAAAUCUGGCCAGUCAGGACACAGGAUGUGAAAACUUGAAGAUCUUCUCUAACUCAUACUCUUACUGAUACUUUGUGAAUUUAGGACCGAGACUCCCUCUUUUUUUUGCUGCUUUUCACCUGUCCCUUCCAUUGUCAUCAGCAGAAGCUGCCAUAACAAAACUUCCCCUAAUGCCUCCUCAGUUAGACUGUGUGCUGUGAAAUUAUACUGUGGUUUGAGCUUAUCAGAAAAAUUUGACUUUGAACCACUCAAUGCACACUGCCUAAUCAGUGUGCACUGAAAGCAGUGUAGGAGACAGGAUAGGUGAGUAUUAGUCUUUUUAGGUUUAAUAAGUGUUGAAUUUUAAUGGAUUUUAAUACUGUAGAAAUAAAUAAUGAUAUCAUGGUCAUCUAAACAACAAAGGACUAGAUAGCCACUAAUUGAGGCUGCACCAUGUAAUGAAGGGCUUAUUUUCUGGCAUAACAGGAUAUUGGGAAAAAAAAAAAAAAAAAUAGGAAAAGAAGAAAAAAAAAAGAUUUAAAAAAAAGUCCUGUUUUGUAAUUUAAGCAAAUUCACUGCAACCAAGUCUUGUUGUCAUGUGGCCUAGGGUCACCGAAUCUUUAAACAGUGGUUAAACAAGAAAGUUUGAGGACUUGGUGAACUAAGCUGUAGGGAUGUGAUUUUUUUUUUUUUUUUUUUUUUUUCUUUUUCCCUUUUUUCUUCAUCUAGGUAUUUGAAACAAUGUUGAUGUUCACUUCUAAUAGCUUCUUGUGUUUGGUUACAUCCCUCAUAAUGACGGAAAGCAAACAUCUCGCCUGAAACCCUAGCUUUUAAACUAGAGAAACCUGUGGCCGCAGGAAAUAUUGCUGCUGUUAAUGUAAACUUCUCCCCGACCUGAUUGAUAUGUGCUUGAGUCAUUGUGUGUGCAGCAUGUGUGAGUUAAUGUCAAAGAUCAAACUUGCUAAAGAGUUAAGCCUACCGUGUGUAAAUUGAUGUACAGUUUUCUAAAUUUUUCAGUGCACAAGGUACUGUAGGCUACCUCUCACUUAAUGUUUGACAAUAGUAAUAGGGCGUAGAGGUAAAUGCCAUGGUAUGUAUGAGUCUUUGAAUUCCCCUUUGUCAUAGAAAUGACCCUUACAUUAUUUAGAUAUGAUAUUGGAUAUUACAUCGCACUUUUGUCUUUUAAGGUGUGCAAGAUUCCACUUAAACCCUGAUAUAAUAGAGUAUGCCUUUGCUCUUAAUCCAGUCUCAUGCUGUCACAUCUUAAAUUUGAAUAUUGGGAUGCACAUUGGAUGGAUUGUCAAGCAGACAAAUGUAUUGCUAUAUUUCUUUGGUUUUGAUUUUAUUUUAUUUUUUGGGAUAUUUUCCAUAAGUUAUUUAGUUCUUUUGUCAGUGUUUUUUGUGAAAUGCAGAGCAUCUCUUAGACUCAAAAAGCAGUACACAUUCAAUAAUGCAUCUAUGCAUGCAGGCAUUCAUCCAAAGUUGGCUUAUCAUCCCUUUAAUGUUCAUUAGGAGACAUUGCCUGCAUGUCUGUAUGCCACUGAACCAGGAUCAGUGACCUGGUUGUUCUCUGCUGAAGUGUGUAGGGAGCUUUGCUUCUGUGACACUGUGUGUCCGUUUUCGCUUUGGAAUGAUGUGAGGGAGUCUUUCACACUUUUUUCUGCAUUUCUGCUAUUUUCACUUCCAUAGAGUUUUGAAGCCCAGUAAAACCGCUUUUCACGUAAAACCCCAAUUGUUAACCUGAUCCUCACCCAUUCAGGUGAGGAGAAAAUACAGUUUUUUAAGUAUCUAAGAACUUAGCUUAAUUUGUGGCACUCAUUAACAAAUGAAAUUUGACUUAAAUGCACAGAAAUUCUCUGAUUCACAAAACAAAAUUUCCCUAUAGGCAUAUUUAUAUCAGUGUAUUUUGUAUGUAUUUAUGGAAAAGUCAAGCUCAUAUCCCCCCGCAGUUUGGUUCACUAACCACAGUUGUGCUAUUUUCUAAGUCCAUUUAUAUAGGUAAUUACAUUUUCCUCCAUCUAUUACAAGCGACCAGAAUCUGGUCACAAUAUUUUAUCCACUUUUAUGUGAUGGAAACAUGAAUUUUGGAAAGAUUGUACCUUUCCAUGGAUUUCUAAUGGAAUGUUAAAGAUUGUAAUGCACUGCUAAUGCUAGUUAGCCAGUGAGUCUGUAAAUGUAUUAGGGGUGACUUAAAAUUACAGCUCCUUCAUUUCUAAUGUGUGAUUCUGAUGUGUGAUUAGAUCUUGCAGAAAGUUACCAUUAGGCUAAAUGUGGUGUUAACUAUAGUCACGAUUGAAACAGCACUGUUUUUCCUGCUAUUUUUCUUUGGAUAUUCUUAAGCUGAUACCAAAUACAAUAUACUGAUCCAUAAAUAUUCUGUAAUGGUUAUGUGAAAAGUUAACUGUUUGAUGGGGAAGAAUUGACUGUAAAAUUAUGAUAUUGAUGCCUGUUUCCACUAAUUACAGAGAAAAAAAAGCUGUAAUAUCACAUUACGUUUUUUUUUUGCAAUCUGAAAUCAUGGGUGAGAGUAUUGGUGUGCUGUUGAAUGUUUAAGGUAAACUAAUUUGAUGUUUUUGAUGUGUGUCAUUCAGUUAUAUAAACUGUUCCUUUAACAUCUGUUAACUGAGGAAUUUGAGUUGUAUUUGU